Mytilinidion resinicola is the source of this 2127-nucleotide messenger RNA. Its product is annotated as WD40 repeat-like protein. The transcript has 2 exons. The record is from RefSeq and is a predicted model, not a curated record. Gene Ontology annotation, molecular function: protein binding. The coding region runs from base 1 to 2127 and encodes 708 amino acids. NCBI's taxonomy places the organism in Eukaryota, Fungi, Ascomycota, Dothideomycetes, Mytilinidiales, Mytilinidiaceae.
AUGUCGUCAAAUCACCUCAACUCCUCCGCCGACUCCCAUCCCACCGAAGCACAGCGCAGGAGAGGCCUGUCCUGGCACAAUAAUCGCCCACCACUCCGCGACAUGCCGCAAGACCCGCAUGCUGCCCUGUUUCAGGGCCACGACCACGAAGGUACAAAGAGCAGACAUCCUCUGCGCUCCGGCCAGGCUGACACCGACGCUGAAGAGGACGCCACCAUCAUCACCCACGACGUUGCCAACGAGUCCGAGAAGAUGAUCACGCCCUUCCUCGCGCAGCACGUCCCAGAGCAGUACAAUCCCCAGCCGCGCAACACGGAGAACGGGAACACCAAGUACUGUUACCGCCAUCGCCCGGACCUGAAAUGCCGGAGGCAGGCCGACGAGCCGUCAAUGGAGGAGCUGCAAUCUGAACUGGGCAACCUCUCCCAGUCCGACCAGCAAGCCAUCGCUCACGUCUGGGCUCUCUUCUCCGCCGCCCCCGCAAAACACCGAAAUCUCAUGUUGCAAGGCGUCCUGGCGCAGUGCUGCUUCCCUCAACUCUCCUUUAUCUCUACGUCGGUUCGGAACCUCAUAAAAAUCGACUUCCUCGCCGCAUUGCCACCGGAGCUAGGAUUCAAGAUUCUGUGCUAUUUGGACACCACUUCCCUGUGCAAGGCAUCCCAGGUCAGCCGAAAAUGGAGGACUCUCGCCGACGACGACGUUGUGUGGCACAAGAUGUGCGAGCAGCACAUAGAUCGGAAGUGCACAAAGUGUGGCUGGGGUUUACCACUGCUGGACCAGAAGAGACUGAGGACCGAGAAGCGACAGAUCCAGCUUCGAGCGACCGGACGAGGCAUGAACGAAUGGUCUCCCAACAUUACCCCCAUCCCGGAAUCUCAAAUGGACGAGGUGCCAGCUUCUAGUCAAUCCACAGCCCUGACAAAAGGAAGAAAGAGAUCGGCGGACGCUGCUGCACUCUCUCCGGAUGCCUAUGUCAAGCGUGCGUGUAACAAUUCCUUAGUCAAUGACCAAGAUUCCUACUUCGGUCUUCCCAUGAAGCGCCCCUGGAAAGACGUCUACAAGGAUCGGUUCAAGGUCGGCACCAAUUGGAAGUACGGACGAUGCAGAACCAAGGUUUUCAAGGGCCAUAGCAAUGGUGUCAUGUGUCUCCAGUUCGAUGACAACAUCCUUGCCACUGGAUCCUACGAUGCGACCGUCAAGAUCUGGGACAUUGAAACUGGAAAGGAAAUCCGCACCCUCAUCGGCCACACCGCGGGGAUUAGGUGCCUUCAGUUCGACGAGACCCGUCUCUUGAGCGGAAGCAUUGACAAAAAGAUCAAAGUCUGGAACUGGCAUACAGGCGAGUGCAUCAGAACCCUUGAAGGCCACACGGGCGGUAUCGUGUGCCUCAACUGGGAAGGCAAUAUCCUCGCUUCAGGCUCCAUGGACUGCAAGAUUAUCGUUUGGAACUUCGAAAACAAACAUAAGUUCACGCUACAAGGCCACGACGACUGGGUCAAUCACGUGAAGAUCGAUGCACCCUCACGCACCCUCUUCUCCGCCUCCGACGACUGCACCGUCCGCCUAUGGGAUCUGGAUUCCAAGGUCUGUCUCAAGGUCUUCAAAGGCCACGUCGGCCAGGUCCAGCAGGUGCUGCUUCUUCCGCCGGAGUUCGAGAUCGAUGAGGCCGAGCUGAAUAGGAACACGGAAGCCGACGCCGCGAGUUCUGCCUCCGACAGCCACACUUUGAACUACGAGGUGCCGGACGCCGACAUCUCGCUCUUCCCGGAUGAGCCUGACCGCCCUGCUGUGCCGCCGUAUAUGCUCACGGGCUCUCUUGAUGGCACUAUCCGCUUGUGGCAUAUCCCUUCCGGCCGCUGCGUGCAUACCUUCUUCGGCCAUAUCGAGGGCAUUUGGGCGCUUGCAGCCGACACGUUGAGAUUGGUAUCCGGAGCUGAGGACAAGAUGGUGAAAGUCUGGGACCCACGCACUGGAAAGCACGAGCGCACGUUCUACGGACACUCCGCCCCAGUCACGUGCGUCGGAAUCAGCGACAGCAGACUCGUGAGCGGGAGCGAAGACUGCGAGGUGAGGGUGUAUAGUUUCACCGACGAUGUGGAGUCGGUCGAGGAAGCUACCGGCUCAUAA